AUGUUACGAACGGUGAAUAAUUACGAUGAUCCGAUUUUGUCUUUGCAGUCCGAUUGGGAUGAUUUAAUACAAUUAAAUAACAAAGAAAUAUGGAUUUCCGCAACUUUUAAAGGGAAAAAAGGAAUACAUUCAAAAAUUGUAAGCCAGGGAAUGAAUUUACCCAUUUGUGUUUCAAAUGACUUUUCCAUUUUGUUUUGUUCCAAAACAAAAAUUGAAAUUAAAUACAAUCCGACGGGGCAUGUCUUUAUAUUUAUAGCACCUGUAAAAACUUUAGUUAAUAUUCAUAAAGAUAAAAUUUCAUCUUUAGAUAUAUCGCCUAAAGGCUGGGGAAUCUCAGUUUCCGUAGAGAAUGACUUAGUACUAUGGAAUUCGACGAGCGGAGAAAUUUUAAAAAUCUUAAAAGGACAUGUUGGAGACGUUUAUAAAUGCAAAUAUUUUCCAUCGGGAGUAGUCAUAUUGUCUGCAGGAGCUGAUAUGCAAUUGAAAAUAUGGUGUGCGGAAAGUGGUAUUUGUCCGGUAACAUUAAUUGGGCAUAAAGCAGCAAUAACUGAUUUUAGCAUUGUCGAUAGAGGUAGAAAUGUAAUAUCUGUAUCGAAAGAUGGUUGUGCCAAACUUUGGGAUUGUGGAAAAUCAGAAUGUAUUGCCACUAUUUAUAAAUCAGAUAAUAUACUGAAUUGUUGUGCCUUAGGUGUUUUAAAAAAUUCAGAAAACUUGUUACCCUUUGAGUCUGCAAAUGAUAGGGAAAUUGGCACAAAUGGUAAAUUACUAAUUAUUGGUUCUGAAGAAGGAUUUGUUUUUGGCAUUGAUAUUUCAAGAAGAAAAAAAAUUUUUACAAUAAAUGUUAAUGCACCAGUUAAUUUGGUCUUAAUGUUAUCCGACAUAGUAGUUGUUGGUUGUCAAAAUGGAGAAGUGAAACUUUUUCAACUUUCAGAAAUAGAAGUACCAUUUAAAGUUUUCAGUAAUUCAAACAGUCCUGUGUUGUGUGGAUGUAGUCUAAAUAAUGAUGGAUUUUUAAUAGGCAGAAAUGAUGGAUCUGUAAUGUAUUAUAAUCAUUUAAAUUGCUCAUAUAAAACAAUUUCUUUGACUGGUGCAAAUUUUGAUCCAAUAUACGAUAUGUGUUGUACAAACAAUGUAAUUUAUACCUGUUGCAGAGAUGGAAAGAUUAGGAAGGGAAUCCUCCAAGUUGAACAAAAAAAAGAAAAUUUUAACCAGUCUUUGAAAAAUAUGAUUGCCUAA
Pediculus humanus corporis (human body louse) is the source of this 1236-nucleotide messenger RNA. Its product is annotated as WD-repeat protein, putative. Lineage: Eukaryota; Metazoa; Arthropoda; Insecta; Psocodea; Pediculidae. Gene Ontology annotation, molecular function: protein binding. The transcript has 2 exons. The record is from RefSeq and is a predicted model, not a curated record. The coding region runs from base 1 to 1236 and encodes 411 amino acids.